Daphnia magna is the source of this 1636-nucleotide messenger RNA. RefSeq lists its product as uncharacterized. The transcript is spliced from 5 exons. The record is from RefSeq and is a predicted model, not a curated record. NCBI's taxonomy places the organism in Eukaryota, Metazoa, Arthropoda, Branchiopoda, Diplostraca, Daphniidae. Gene Ontology annotation, molecular function: sequence-specific DNA binding. Bases 582 to 1610 code for a protein of 342 amino acids.
AAACACUUUUGCAAACUUCCCGUCUAUGCUGGAAGCAUUUUGCUGAGGAAGACAUCGUUAAGGGGAAAAUGAUUGGACAAGAAUUUGUCCACCAGGAACGAAGACGCCUUAAAAAAGGAGCUAAGCCAACACUUCUUCUAGAUAAUAACAUUAAUUUUGAAAUGCCAUCUUAUUGCCAUGGGCCGUAGCGAAUGCCGAUAGGGAUGGAUCCACUGUUUUGGACUUAGAAUAUUUUUCAAGUGGGUUUUUCAUUUAGUUCAAGAUCGGCCACCAGGCGUCUCUGACGAUAGAUAACCUUGUACCACGAAGAGGCUUCAGCUGAGAUACCCUUCUUAACUGAAGAGUUGGUACACCUCCCUUUUACACCAUGCUUAUAUUUUACUUUAGAGAUAUUAAAUUUUAAAUGUAUAAAAGAUUAAACCACCGUUUUAAUUUUAACUAAUUCUAGAACGUUUUAAGAUUUAAAAAAAAUCCAGUUAGUUGAUUAAGAACAAAAGUGCCAUCUCCCGCCAAAUAGAUUUCAAUUUUUAGGUUGUUGUUAUUGUGAGAAAAAAACAUGCGAAACAUUUUAGGAAUAGAAAAUGCCUGCUUGUUGUGUUGCUUAUUGUAAGAGUGACACCAGGAACAAAAUCCCGGGACAAAAAUGUCCCUUUUUUGGAGUACCUAAAAAACAAGUUGUGUUUGAUGAGUGGAAGAAAGUUAUUCCUGCCAAAAGGAAGGGCCUCUGUGCAAAAUCUUUGGUGUGCUAUCUCCACUUUGAAGAUAAUUGCAUAAAAAAAGACUUGGGAAAUUGGCGUUUGAAGGCUGGUUCCAUACCUACAUUGCGCCUUAAACGUGAACCGACGCCACCACCAGCCCCUCAUAAACAAUUAAAUUUACCAGUGAUUUUGUCAGUGCCUGGUGGAUUGAUUGUAUUAAACCAAAGCAACACAAAAGGUAGUGCUGAAAAUGAGGUAGUUUGCAUGGAGAAACUGAAGUUACCUGGAGAGUCAUGGCAAUCGAGGAAAUUAGUCAACAAGCAAGAACACCCUGUCAUUGUCUGUUUUGAAACUACAUUUGUUGACUUAGAUCCCUUAGUCAGAAAAUCAGCAAUUAUAAAUCUGGAAACAAAAGAAAUUGAGUACAAAGUUUUUCAACGAAAAUGCCCACCUGUAAAUGGUUGCCUCCUUCAAAAGUUUUCAUCAGCUGCUGAUGUAGAAAGAAGCCUCCAGUAUUUCAAUUGUGUUCGGACGUGUCCGGGAAUUACUGAAGAAAAGUUUCACGAAUUAAAAGAGUUUAGCUUCCCAUCGGGAUAUUUUGAAAAUGGAUCGUGGCGAUCCAAAUCUUGUUCCCAGUUGAUCACGCGAGUCAAACAGGAUACCGAAAAUGACUUGCUCAAAAAUCCCUGCCCAAAAUGCAAUAAAAUACGAACUACAGUUUUAUUACCUCGUCUUGAAAAAAAGCUACGAAGUCCAUCUGCCGAUGUCAAAAACGAGUACUUGUCAAGAGAUGCCUUACUUUUGAAACUUAACGAAAUCGAAAAACAAAUUAAAACGUUGGAACCAACGUUGAAACGACUGGAAGAACCUGAGAUGGUUAUGGCAGACUUAAUCGAAGUAGAUAUGUUCUAACUAAUCGAUUACAAAGAAGAAAAUGG